Messenger RNA from Morchella sextelata, 1083 nucleotides. RefSeq lists its product as uncharacterized. Lineage: Eukaryota; Fungi; Ascomycota; Pezizomycetes; Pezizales; Morchellaceae. The transcript has a single exon. Gene Ontology annotation, cellular component: cytoplasm. The coding region runs from base 1 to 1083 and encodes 360 amino acids. The record is from RefSeq and is a predicted model, not a curated record.
AUGUCACCGAACCCCUUAGUCCUCUCCGACGCUGAUAUAUCCUACAUCCUCAGCAACCUCGACGCCCCCGCCCUCCUCUCGACUCUCCAGAUCCUCACCACGGCACUGACAGAGUUCUCGACGAGGCCGUCCAACAUCCACCAGCCCCUCCGCCAGUCCAUCACCACCUCGAAUGGCUCCACAACGCUGUUCAUGCCGUCAUCCAACACGGCCCUGACAGCCGUCAAGACCGUAACACUAAACACAACAACAUCGGCGUCGCCCAAGGGUACACUGACAAUCUUUGAUGGCACAACCGGGGAGCUACAGGGGGUGCUGGCAGCGGAGGAGUUGACGGGGUACCGCACGGCGCUGGCCAGCAUGAUCGUGCUGCUGAAGCGGAUCAAGCAGGGCAAGCCGGUGAAGCGGAUAGUGGUGUUUGGCACAGGGAAGCAGGCACGGUGGGCGCUCAGCCUGUGUAUGAACCUCAUCCCGGAUCUGUUGCAGGUUACGAUUGUGGGGCGGUCGACGGUGCAGCGUGCGAGGGACGCACUGCCGGGGGCGAGGAAGCUGAACGAGGUGACGAAGUGGAGCUUGAGUAGUCCGGACUGCAAGUUUGUGGCGUUGGCGCCGGCGGGCGAGCCGGGUUUUGAGGGGAGGUUGCGGGAGGCGGUGGGGGGCGCGGAUGCGAUAUUCUGUUGUACGCCGGCGACGGAGCCGCUGUUUCCGGUGGAGUACUUGACGGCGGAGAGGGCGAGGUAUGUGUCGUUGGUGGGGUCGUAUAAGCCGCACAUGAAGGAGAUUGACCCAGCGUACCUGAGGAGGAAGGAUGUGGCGGUGUUCGUGGACUCGAAGGAGGCGUGUCUGAAGGAGGCGGGGGAAGUGAUUGCGGCGGGGCUGAAGGAGGGGGAUUUGGUCGAGGUGGGGAAUAUCCCGCUGGGUGAGGAGUUUGGGGGGAAUUUGGUGUUCAAGUGUGUGGGGCUGGCAAUUAUGGACUUGGUUGUGGGGGCGGAGGUGUUAAGGCGGGCGAGAGAGGAGAGGGAGAAACUGGUGUUUUCGUCGGCUUAUAAGAAGAUUUGGGUGGAGAUUCCAGACUUUUCGUAA